AGAGAGCGCCCUAGCCUGUAUAUUGUGGGGCACAUGCACAGUGUUACUUCCUUUGGAUCGCGGCUCCGCCGAUAGAAACACGAGUGUAUAUUUACUGUCCAUUUAUUUGGACUUAUUGACCUUCUUACACAGAUUACCACUCCGUUGGCAAACAUGAAACCAAUUUUACUUCAGGGCCACGAAAGGUCCAUUACACAACUGAAAUACAACAGAGAAGGAGACCUCAUCUUUUCCGUGGCCAAGGAUACGGUUACAAAUGUGUGGUACUCAGUCAACGGCGAACGUCUGGGUACCUACAAUGGCCACACGGGAGCUGUGUGGUGUGUCGACUGCGACUGGGACACCAAGAAUGUCUUGACGGGGUCAGCAGACAACAGCUGUCGGCUAUGGGAUUGCGAGACGGGUAAACAGUUGGCCUUGGUCAACACCAACUCUGCGGUUCGAACAUGUGGCUUUGACUUCAGCGGCAACAUCAUCAUGUUCUCCACGGACAAACAGAUGGGCUACCAGUGCUUCCUGAACUUCUUUGAUCUGCGGGAUCCCCAGCAAAUUGACGACAACCAGCCAUACCUGACCGUCCCUUGCAAUGACCACAAGAUCACCAGCGCCGUGUGGGGGCCACUUGGCGAAUUUGUCAUCGCUGGCCACGAGAACGGCGAGAUCAACCAAUUCAGUGCCAAGGCAGGGGACAUCCUGAAGACAAUUAAGGAGCACAACAAGCAGAUCAACGACAUCCAGACAUCAGUGGACCUUAGCAUGGUUAUCACGGCAUCCAAGGACAACACCGCCAAGCUCUUUGAUUCGGCCUCCCUGGACCACAUCAAGACCUUCAGGACUGAAAGACCUGUCAACUCGGCCUCCAUCUCGCCGAUCAUGGAUCACGUGGUGAUGGGUGGUGGUCAGGAGGCCAUGGAGGUGACCACUACCUCCACCAGGAUUGGCAAAUUUGAGGCCAGGUUCUUCCACGCCGCAUACGAAGAGGAGUUUGGAAGAGUUAAGGGACAUUUUGGACCCAUUAACUGUGUGUCGUUUCACCCGGAUGGCAAGAGUUAUAGCAGUGGAGGAGAAGACGGAUACGUGAGGAUUCAUUACUUUGACCCGCAGUACUUUGACUUUGAGCUGGAGGUGUGAAAAGCGCACACACACACUCAGCAUUUUUGAGACUUACAACAAGCGGGUGUCCAUUUUGAGUUGUGCCGGGUGGGCAUUCACAACUCCAACAAAGGUUCUUUAAAAAAAAAAAAACACUUUCUCGUGUUAAGAUUUGAAACCCCUCAUCACACACACACAUCUGUUUUUACUACAUUCAACUAAACAGUUCUGACUUAA
Syngnathus acus (greater pipefish) is the source of this 1329-nucleotide messenger RNA. RefSeq names its product eukaryotic translation initiation factor 3, subunit I (gene eif3i). The record is from RefSeq and is a predicted model, not a curated record. The transcript has 11 exons. Bases 154 to 1131 code for a protein of 325 amino acids. Gene Ontology annotation, biological process: cytoplasmic translational initiation. Gene Ontology annotation, molecular function: protein binding; translation initiation factor activity; RNA binding. Gene Ontology annotation, cellular component: cytoplasm; eukaryotic translation initiation factor 3 complex, eIF3m. NCBI's taxonomy places the organism in Eukaryota, Metazoa, Chordata, Actinopteri, Syngnathiformes, Syngnathidae.